UACUUGAACUCCUAUAUUAGUUCUUCUGUGUUGUGUGAUUUGUCUUAAGAGAAAAUAAAUGAGAUCAAUGGCUCAGAAAUCGGUUUUGAUGUUAUGCGGAGAGUUCAUGGAAGCCUACGAGACCAUAGUACCUCUCUACAUUCUCCAAGCCUUCGGCGUUAACGUCCACUGCGUUUCUCCUGCUCGCAAAACUGGCGACAAGUGCGUCAUGGCCGCUCACGAUCUUCUCGGCCUCGAGAUAUACACUGAGUUGGUGGUUGACCAUCUAACACUAAACGCAAACUUCGAAGACGUCAUCCCCGACCAUUACGACGCCAUCAUCAUUCCCGGUGGACGUUUCACGGAGCUUCUGAGCGCAGACGAGAAAUGCGUGAGUCUUGUCGCUAGAUUCGCCGAACUCAAGAAGCUCAUCUUCACGAGCUGCCACAGCCAGCUGUUUCUCGCUGCUGCGGGUCUGCUCACCGGUGGAAUGAAGUGCACGGCGUUCGGAAGCAUGAAGCCGUUGAUAGAGCUCUCAGGCGGCGCGUGGUGGCAACAGCCCGGAGUCCAGACCCUUUUCGACAUCACUGAUUGUGUCAAGGACGGAAGUUUCAUGUCUACUAUGGGGUGGCCUACUCUUGCUCACAGCCUCAGAGUUUUGUUGGAAUCACUUGGCUCCAAGAUUUCUAGCUCCAAUGAGAAUCAUCAGCCUUCUUUGCUCUUCUUGAUUGGGGACUGUGUUGAAGACUACAGUAUCAAUGUACCAUUUAAAGCGUUUCAAGCUCUAGGAUGUAAAGUGGAUGCAGUGACGCCAAACAAGAAGAGAGGUGAGAAAUGUGCUACUAUCGUUCACGACCUCGAGGACGGACGGCAACUUCCUACUGAGAAGUCUGGCCACAACUUCUAUGUGACCAUUGGGUGGGAUGAUGUCUCCGUGGAUGAUUACGACUGCAUCGUGGUACCCGGAGGAAGAUCGCCUGAGCUCUUGGUGAUGAACCCCAAGGCCGUAGAAUUGGUCAGAACGUUUGUUGAGAAAGGCAAGUUUGUUGCUGCCAUUGGAAUGGGAAAUUGGCUACUUGCCGCUACAGGCACUCUUAAGAAGAAGAGAUGUGCAAGUAGUUAUGGGACAAAAGUAGCUGUAAAGGUUGGUGGUGGUGAGAUCGUGGAAUCAGAGCGGUGUGUGACGGACGAGAAGCUGGUCACAGCCGCAGAAACGUCAGAUCUUCCUGCUUUUAUGUAUGCGUUGUCGGGUGCACUUGGUCUCUCUGUUGUAUUCUAAUAAUGUCUCAAUGGUGUUUCGAUGCGCGUAGUAGUAAUGCCUUAAAAAUAAAACGUAUAAAGUGUGGCAUGAUGUGCAUUACUUCAAUUUGCAUGAAUCUUAAUUCGUAAACACUAAACAAGCGCUAGCCGCUUUAUUGACAAUGCAUGUACGUUGUACCAUCGCUUGCGUUUUUCUUACUUUUUUUUUUUUGUAGUUGCAAUGAUAAACCCAUCACCGAAAUAAAUUGUAUUUCCUGGUUAAAUAGUAAA
Messenger RNA from Capsella rubella, 1509 nucleotides. RefSeq names its product DJ-1 protein homolog F. The coding region runs from base 59 to 1258 and encodes 399 amino acids. The record is from RefSeq and is a predicted model, not a curated record. The transcript is spliced from 4 exons. NCBI's taxonomy places the organism in Eukaryota, Viridiplantae, Streptophyta, Magnoliopsida, Brassicales, Brassicaceae.